This is a messenger RNA of Ylistrum balloti, 2133 nucleotides long. Its product is annotated as large neutral amino acids transporter small subunit 2-like. Gene Ontology annotation, biological process: amino acid transmembrane transport. The record is from RefSeq and is a predicted model, not a curated record. Gene Ontology annotation, cellular component: membrane. Gene Ontology annotation, molecular function: L-amino acid transmembrane transporter activity. The coding region runs from base 116 to 1618 and encodes 500 amino acids. The transcript is spliced from 11 exons. Lineage: Eukaryota; Metazoa; Mollusca; Bivalvia; Pectinida; Pectinidae.
UCUUAGCGAGGGGUGAUGCAAUAUUUUAGAGAUAUAGUUACCGGUAAACACUACCAGUCCAAUUCAUGUGAAGAACAAGGAUAAAUGAUCUACGUUGACCAAGUACAAAUCCAAGAUGCCCCUGAUGACAAACGGAGACGCUCACAAUGGGAAGAUAUCAAACGGUCUCUCAGAGUCGGAAAGUCUGACAGCAAAAACCAACAAGAAUGUGAGACUGAAGAAACAGAUAAGCCUUUUUCAGGCUGUGUGUAUUAUUGUAGGAAUUAUCAUAGGCUCGGGGAUAUUUGUAUCCCCGGUAGGGAUUUUACAGAAUGUGAAAUCCGUAGGCAUGUCAUGUGUAAUGUGGACAGUGACAGGUGUGUUCUCGGCGCUUUGCGCCUUAUGUUUUGCUGAGCUAGGCGCAUGCAUUCCAAAGUCGGGAGGCGAAUACACUUAUAUUCGUGAAGCAUUCGGAGAUUUCUUUGCUUUUUUAGCCUUGUGGAUUAAUUUCAUAAUAAUUUGUCCAGUUUGUGUGGCAGCAUCCUGUCUCAUUUUCGCAACAUAUAUCCUAAAGCCAGUAUAUUCUGACUGUGAUCCACCGUUCAUUGCUGUUCGUCUCAUCGCAGCCCUUAUCAUAGCAUUGCUGAUCUCCAUCAAUUGUAUCAAUGUAAGAUGGGCUGCAAAGGUACAAGUUGGCAUUACUAUAUGUAAACUCGUCGCACUCGCCACCAUCGUCGUCAUCGGAUUCGUCUACCUAGGGAAAGGUAAGGUGGAAAACUUCAAAGAUUCCUUCGCUGAUAGCGACUAUAGUGCAGGGGCUGUUGCAAUAUCGUUUUACUCAGGAUUUUGGGCAUUUGGAGGAUGGAGCUAUCUUAACUUCCUCACCGACGAAUUGAUUGAACCACACAGAAAUUUACCACGGGCAAUCAUUAUUUCCAUGGCGAUCGUGACGUCAGUAUAUUUGGUGGCAAAUAUAGCUUACUUCGCUGUUCUCACUCCUAUGGAGAUGCUUCAAUCUACGGCAGUCGCUGUGACGUUUUCUGAAAUGACGGUUCCAGUGAUGGCAGUGGUUGUCCCUGUACUGAUAGCUAUCUCAGUAGCAGGGUCCAUGAACGGUACCAGUCUUUCUAUGUCAAGAUUAUUCUUUGUCGGUGCCAGUAAUAAUCACCUCCCCAGUAUAGUCGCCAUGAUAAAUUACAAGUUUCUGACACCAGCCCCGUCUCUGAUCACCAUUCUCGUGUUGACACUACUAAUGCAGAGUCUUGGAGAUGUCUUCUAUCUGAUUGAGAUGAUGGGCUUUAGCUUUACCACCGUACUGGCGUUCGUCUUCGCAGGUCAGAUCUACAUGAGGAUCACAAAGCCUGACAUGCCAAGACCUAUCAAGCUCCCCCUGGUGUUACCAAUUUUCCUGUUCGUUAUGAGCCUGGUGCUGUUGGUACUCACCUGUAUACAGAAACCUGGCAUCAGUUUGCUGGCCUUCUGUCUCACCAUGGUAGGGGUGCCAUGUUACGUCCUGGGCAUAUACUGGAAAUCUAAACCAGAAGUGUUCAAUAGAUUUAAUAGUAAUGUUACAUCCUUCAUACAAAAGGUACUUUUAGUUGUUCCACAAGACGAUGAAAUCGAAUGGGCGAUGAAUUAACAUUUGGAUGAAUAUUAAGUCCAGUCUGGCACCGAUUGGUUGACUUGUUUUGGAAGUGACCAAUAGGAAAAGUUAUGAAUAAGUGACGUCACUGUAUUGCACGAGUUUAAUUGUAUUGUUUGAAGUAUGAAUGAAGUUUGAAGUAUGAUUGUAAUGCAUGGUUCAGAUACGAUAAGAGUGAGUGACACAAUAGCGUGUGUGAUAUAAGUAAGAUAGAUUGUGUACGAUAGAACUAGAAUAACGCCCUCUCUCGUUCCUUCGCUUUGUAGAAAAGACACGAGACUGACACCAUUAUGUGAGCUGAUUGUCUUGAUAUGAAUCUCUGCAUCGUCAAAUGAUUUUUGAUUUAGGACAGUGUUUACUUCCAGACCACCAUUAUUUCCCACCUGGUAUAUUGCAAUACGUAUUAAAUGAACAUGACAUAUACUUAAGUAAAACAUUCCUUUAUGAUGUCAUUGUGUUCUGUUCACAUUUAAUGACAUUGUGAUGUUUACAUUAUCACAUACCUAACAUGU